AUGAAACGAAGCUACGAUGCUAUGAAUUCUUCUAUUGAAAUAAGCUCCUAUAGGGAUCAACAUUUUAAGGGCUCGCGAAAUGAACAGGAAAAGUUAUUACGUACAUCAUCAACAUUAUACAUAGGGAACUUAUCAUUUUAUACAACAGAAGAACAAAUUUACGAAUUAUUCAUGCGCUGCGGUGAAAUACGAAGAGUGAUUAUGGGUUUGGAUAAGUACAAGAAAACUCCUUGUGGAUUCUGUUUUGUUGAAUAUUAUGCUAGAGCAGAUGCAGAAAACUGUAUGAGGUAUAUUAAUGGUACAAGAUUAGAUGAUAGAAUUAUAAGGUGUGACUGGGAUGCAGGUUUUAUUGAAGGACGACAAUAUGGACGCGGCAAAACUGGUGGACAGGUCCGAGACGAGUACCGUACAGACUACGAUGGCGGUAGAGGUGGUUAUGGUAAAAUUAUAGCUCAGAAAGUAACUCCAAAUACUUUAGAUCGCUGA
Messenger RNA from Parnassius mnemosyne (clouded apollo), 486 nucleotides. Lineage: Eukaryota; Metazoa; Arthropoda; Insecta; Lepidoptera; Papilionidae. The record is from the annotation of a GenBank genome assembly.